AUGGCAGACUACUACUCAUCUGCUUUUGUUUUUGCAUUAGUGGGUCUUUUGGGUAGUUUUCAAGCUUGUUUCUCCCAAAAUACUCCUGUGUCUGCAAAGAACUACAUCAGUUGGGAUGAUUUCAAGAUAAAUUUUAAGGAUUUGGGAUCCAAUUCAGGAAAUGCGUAUGACUUUAGCCAUGUUAUUGUGGUUGACAAAAAUGGAGGAGGAAAUUUUAGUACAGUUCAAGGUGCUAUUGAUAUGGUUCCAGAACAUAACACACAAAGGGUGAAAAUCUACAUUCUUCCUGGAACAUACAGAAAACCAAAUGAAGAAUUUUCAAGUUUUCAUUUCUUACUGUUUUACUUUGUAAGUGAGAAUGCAAAUGUAGAUAAAAAUCAAUAUGGUAUUGCACUGGGAACAUAUAACUCAGCAUCUGUAACCGUAGAGUCAGAUUAUUUCUGUGCAACUAGAAUCACUUUCGAGAAUUCUGCAGUUCCAGUUCGCAGAGGACAAGGCAACCAAGCAGUAGCCUUGAGAAUUGCAGGUGAUAAAGCAAUGUUCUAUAAAGCAAGGUUUUUGGGGAAGCAAGAUACGCUUUUAGAUGAAAGUGGAACACACUUUUUCUACAAGUGUUUCAUCCAAGGCAGAGUUGAUUUUGUAUUUGGCAGAGCAAGAUCACUUUAUAAGGAAUGCCAUCUGAAUUCAAUAGCUAAGAGAUCAGGAGCAAUUGCAGCUCAUCACAGGGAUUCACCAGAUGAAACAGGCUUCUCCUUUGUAAAUUGUGUAAUUACUGGAAGGGGACGUAUCUACUUGGGAAGAGCUUGGGGAACCUAUUCAAGAAUCAUAUAUUCAUACUGUAAUAUCUCUGAUAUCAUAAUUCCUAAAGGAUGGAGUGAUUGGGAUGAACCAUCCAGACACAAGACUGUAGAAUUUGGAGAAUACCAUUGCCAGGGAAAAGGAGCAGAUCAAAGACGAAGGGUAUCAUGGUCGAAGAAUUUCACUUCCGGUGAAAUUAGACCAUUUCUGGGUACAAAAUACAUAAAUGAAGAACAAUGGCUAAGAAUGUAG
Ziziphus jujuba (common jujube) is the source of this 1050-nucleotide messenger RNA. Its product is annotated as pectinesterase QRT1. Bases 1 to 1050 code for a protein of 349 amino acids. Gene Ontology annotation, molecular function: pectinesterase activity. Gene Ontology annotation, biological process: cell wall modification. The transcript has 6 exons. The record is from RefSeq and is a predicted model, not a curated record. NCBI's taxonomy places the organism in Eukaryota, Viridiplantae, Streptophyta, Magnoliopsida, Rosales, Rhamnaceae.